Chaetomium strumarium is the source of this 1888-nucleotide messenger RNA. RefSeq lists its product as uncharacterized. The record is from RefSeq and is a predicted model, not a curated record. Gene Ontology annotation, molecular function: GTP binding; GTPase activity; molecular adaptor activity. Gene Ontology annotation, cellular component: cell division site; septin complex; cytosol. Bases 131 to 1681 code for a protein of 516 amino acids. Lineage: Eukaryota; Fungi; Ascomycota; Sordariomycetes; Sordariales; Chaetomiaceae. Gene Ontology annotation, biological process: cytoskeleton-dependent cytokinesis; intracellular protein localization. The transcript is spliced from 3 exons.
CCGAAAGCCAGUCCUGGCUAAGAUCUGCGUGCUUCCUUCAUUCGCUAUCCAUAUCCAACGUCCGCAGCACCCGUCAGUUUAUACUGCACUUGUAGUCGCGAGUCGAGUCAGUUGAGAAGGAGACCAAGCAAUGACCUCCCCGCCUCGUCGCUCUACAAGUUUCGGCAUGUUACUACGACGUAGCAAAAGCAGCGACCUGAAAAGGCAGCAGGCCGCUAGGGAGCAGGAGCUCCAGCGCCAACGUGAUGCCAUCCCCAAGUCUCCGCCGCGCCUUCCCGUUCUCUACAAUGGGGCCCCCGCCCCCCAACUUGGACUCGGUGGCGAGGCCCGUCCCGACUCUGUCGCGAUUGUUUCUGGCAAAGCUGAAGAAUUCUCGGGUCCCGCGCCCCGGCCUUCGAUGGAACCAUCGCGCUCUACAAUCAAUAUUCCCGCGCCCCCGAUCCCCUACGGUGGUUUUGACCCCUAUGCGCAUACCGGCAGCAUGGCACACCGUGGCCGGUAUAGCUAUGCGAGCAGCGCCGUAAGUACCAUCAACAGCCCUAGAAGGGUGCGCAGGAGGAAGGACCCUACUCCCUUCAACAUUCUCAUCGUUGGUGCCUCGAAUUCCGGGAAGACAUCCUUCCUCGAGUUCCUCAAGACGGCCCUUGCCCUCCCCGCAAAGAAGCGAUCCAAAAACACGAUGGAGCAGGAGGAUCUUCCUAGGGCGCCACCUUCCGGGAACUUCAUUCCUCACUACCUAGAGACCGAGAUUGAUGGCGAACGUAUCGGUCUGACUCUGUGGGAUUCCGAGGGACUGGAGAGAAAUGUGGUGGACCUGCAGCUCCGCGAGAUAUCCAGUUUCCUCGAGGACAAAUUCGAGGAGACCUUCGCCGAGGAAAUGAAGGUUGUGCGCUCUCCCGGCGUACAGGAUACUCACAUCCAUGCUGUCUUCCUCAUCCUCGAUCCCUCGCGGCUUGACCGGAAUCUCGCAGUCGCAAAAGCCGCGGCGGCGAACGGACAGCAUAAUGGCGGGAGGCAUUACCCGCAUGCUCGUAUCCUGGGCGGUCUGGACGAGGACCUUGAUCUGCAGGUGUUGCGGACGCUGCAGGGCAAGACGACUGUGAUUCCAGUCAUCUCAAAGGCCGACACCAUUACCACCAAGCACAUGAGCAUGCUGAAGCGAACCGUUGCAGAGAGCCUCAAAAGGGCAAAUCUAGAUCCGCUGGAGGCCCUCGGGCUCGACGACGAGGGCGACUCGACUGCUGAUUCGAGCAAAAUUGUGGAAGAGUGCGAGGACCAAGCCUCGGAACACGGUGAAGCGGAAAAGGGCGAGGAGGAGGAGCUGCCAAUCCAGGGGGGAGAGACGGAAGACCCGGAAGAGACGGAGCCCGAGCCCAAGCGACUCUCCAGUGGUUCCGUCCGUCGACACAAGGCAUCAGAGGAGAGUCUCAAGGAGGACGAGGUACCCUUCUUGCCGAUGUCAAUACUGAGCCCGGACAUCUACGAACCUGAGGUGGUCGGCCGGCAAUUCCCGUGGGGCUUCGCCGACCCUUACAACGAGGAGCAUUGCGACUUCCUCCGCCUCAAGGAGACGGUGUUCAGCGAGUGGCGUGGCGAGCUCCGUGAGCUCAGCAGGGAGCAGUGGUACGAGGGCUGGAGAACAAGCCGACUUAAGCAGCAUGGAGCGAAGGCACAUCGGUAGAAACGGUGCAAGUAAAGGACAGAACGGCGAGCCUGUUUGCUGCUUGGUGUCGAAUAUUCUCUCCUGAGGCCAGUCAACCUUUUAUCCCUCGCGAUCGGCAGGAGCGGAGCCGGAUGCCAGCGCCUCAUUCCAACCAUCUUCACGAUCUUUAUAUCCUUCAACCACUGAGCCCAAGUCGCGAGGACAUAUACCCAGCUCGGUUUUCCU